AUGACUAAAUUAGCAGAAAAAGUUUGUCUUAUAUGUAUUGAUGGAUGGGGGAUUAAUCCAGAGAAAAAUGAUAAAGGAGAUGCUAUUGCAGCAGCAAAAACACCUACUAUGGAUUAUCUUAUGCAGAAAUAUUGUUGGAUGGAGCUUGAAGCCCAUGGAAAUGCAGUAGGCCUUCUAGAAGGAUUAAUGGGAAACUCUGAAGUGGGUCAUUUGAAUAUAGGAGCAGGCCGUGUUGUAUGGCAGGAUUCUGUCCGUAUUGACUAUGUCAUGAAAAAAGACUCUUUUAUGUCUGUAGAAUCUAUUCUUGCCUCAAUGGAACGUUCCAAGGCAGGAAAUGGUCGUUUUCAUAUUUUAGGGCUGGUUUCUGAUGGCGGUGUUCAUUCUCAUAUAUCUCAUCUUUUUCAUCUUUUAGAAGUGGCAAAAAAAGUAGGAUUAAAAGAUGUUUAUAUUCAUUUUUUUAGUGAUGGAAGAGAUACAAGUCCUGUUUCUUCUAUUAUUUAUAUGCAACAACUUUUAAAUAAAAUAGAGGAUCUUGGAAUUGGUGAACUUGCUACUGUAAUGGGUCGUUAUUAUGCUAUGGAUCGAGAUAAACGCUGGGAAAGAAUAACAAUAGCUCUUGAAGCUAUUGUUUAUGGUAAAGGAGAAGUGGAUAGUGAUGUUAUACGUGUGAUUAAUGAACGGCAUCAAAAAAAUGAAACUGAUGAAUUUCUAAAACCUAUUAUUGUUAAUAAAAAAGGAUGUGUUUCAGACGGUGAUACACUUUUUUUUUUUAAUUAUAGAUCAGACAGAGUUCGGCAAAUCACUCAAGUAUUAGGUAUAGAUUCAACGUUGACACCUGUUAAGAUUCCGAAAAAUCUUAGUAUUACAACAAUGACACGAUACAAAGAAGAUUAUCCUUUUUCGGUUGCAUUUUCUCCUCAAGAAAUGACUAAUGUCUUAGCUGAAUGGUUAUCGAAAAAAAAUGUAUUACAGUCUCAUAUCGCAGAAACGGAAAAAUAUGCCCAUGUAACAUUCUUUUUUAAUGGAGGUCUUGAAAGACAAUUUCCCGGAGAAUAUCGUGAUAUGAUUCCAUCUCCCAAAGUUUCUACGUAUGAUAAAGAUCCUAAAAUGAGUGUUUAUGGUGUGGCUGAAAAAGUAUCUGAAAGAAUUUCUGAAAAUAAAUAUCCGUUUGUGAUAUGUAACUUAGCACCUCCUGAUAUGGUUGGCCAUACUGGUGUUUAUGAUGCUGCUAUUGAAGCGGUUGAGCAUACUGAUAAUGCUAUUAGAAUUAUUUAUGAUGCAUGUAAAAAAGAAGGAUAUGUAUUAUUGAUUACUGCGGACCAUGGGAAUGCAGAAGUUAUGAUUGAUAAAAACAAUAAUCCUUUAACAUCACAUACAUGCAACCAUGUUCCUUUUAUAUUAUGUAGUGAAAAGUAUACGCUUCAAAAGGAAGUAGUAGGUGCAUUAUGCGAUGUUGCGCCAACAAUACUAGCUUUAAUGGGGAUAGAAAUACCUGAAGAAAUGUCUGGAGUACCCCGUUUGGUAAAAACAACUCAUUUUCAUAAUAAAUAA
Molecule: messenger RNA, 1551 nt
Organism: Pneumocystis jirovecii RU7
Lineage: Eukaryota; Fungi; Ascomycota; Pneumocystomycetes; Pneumocystales; Pneumocystaceae
Product: 2,3-bisphosphoglycerate-independent phosphoglycerate mutase
Exons: 11
Coding region: 1-1551 (516 amino acids)
Biological process (GO): glucose catabolic process
Cellular component (GO): cytoplasm
Molecular function (GO): manganese ion binding
Source: RefSeq, a predicted model, not a curated record